Messenger RNA from Drosophila ananassae, 439 nucleotides. RefSeq lists its product as uncharacterized. NCBI's taxonomy places the organism in Eukaryota, Metazoa, Arthropoda, Insecta, Diptera, Drosophilidae. The coding region runs from base 121 to 378 and encodes 85 amino acids. The record is from RefSeq and is a predicted model, not a curated record. The transcript is spliced from 2 exons.
AAAAUUUGAAACGAUCUGGUAACCUCAUCCAACAAUGUCGCCACAGUUGUGAAAAAAAAUGCAAGUGAACGAAAUUUUUGCUUAAUUCCAAGCUUAGAGGAUGACUACAGAGCGACGCAUAUGGUGGGCAGGAGAAAGCCGGGUGGAGCCUCCUUGAAGCAAAACUAUUCGAACCUGGAUGUGUGUUUCACGCGCAGCAAUCGUGGCAACAACCUGCUGAACAUCGAUGGAAAACCAUUCACCCUCAAUCGUAGGAUUAAGGAUGCCUGCUACUGGGAGUGCGUCAAGCUACGCUGCAAGUACACAAAGUGCUCCGCCCGAGUGGUGACCAAGGGCAAUAUGAUCUCGGCCCUGCGCGGCCACCACAAUCAUCCCUAGACACCAGUCUACACAAAUGCAACCUCUUUUUAGUCAAAUAAAAUUGUUUUGUUAUAAAGAA